AAAAAUUGUUUUCGGGCGAGGAGGCGCUUUCCCUUCUUUCUGUCAUCGUCAGUUCGGCUUUCUGCCACAUGUAUAUUACAUCAGAUUGUUAAAAUCAACCUUUUCGUGUUAAAAACCACGUAAAAACGGCGAUCUUUAAUCAAUCAAGAUGGUGUUAACGUGUCGAUUCUACAAGGAAAAGUACCCGGAGGUGGAGGAUGUUGUGAUGGUGAACGUGCGCUCGAUCGCCGAGAUGGGCGCGUACGUGUACCUGCUCGAGUACAACAACAUCGAGGGUAUGAUCCUGCUGUCGGAACUGUCCCGGCGGCGCAUCCGCUCGAUCAACAAGCUGAUCCGGGUGGGCAAAACGGAACCGGUCGUCGUGAUCCGUGUGGACAAAUUCAAGGGCUACAUCGAUCUGUCCAAGCGGCGCGUCUCGCCCGAGGACGUGGAAAAGUGCACCGAGCGGUUCUCGAAGGCCAAGGCGGUCAACUCGAUCCUGCGGCAUGUGGCGGACAUGAUGAAGUUCACCAACGAGCAGCUGGAGGAGCUGUACGAGAAGACCGCCUGGUACUUUGAGGAGAAGUACAAGAGCAAGGCGGCGUCGUACGACGUGUUCAAGCAGUGCGUCAUUGACCCCGCCCUGCUCGACGAGUGCGGCCUGGAGCCAGAGGUGAAGGAGCUGCUGUUGAGCAACAUCAAGCGUAAGCUGACCUCGCAGGCCGUGAAGAUCCGCGCCGACAUCGAGUGCGCCUGCUACGGGUACGAGGGCAUCGACGCCGUCAAGACGGCACUCCGGGCCGGGCUGGAACUGUCCACGGAGGAGCUGCCCAUCAAGAUCAAUCUGAUCGCGCCGCCACUAUAUGUCAUGACAACCUCAACACCGGAAAAGGCCGACGGGCUGAAGGCGCUCGAGACGGCGAUCGAGAAGAUCCAGGAGUCGAUCGAGAAGCUCGGCGGCGUGUUCAAAGUGCAGAUGGCGCCGAAGGUGGUCACGGCCACGGACGAGGCCGAUCUGGCGCGGAAAAUGGAACGGGCCGAGCAGGAGAACGCCGAGAUCGACGGGGACGACGAGGAGGACGAGGACGAGGAAGGAAUUUCAUACAAGCUGGAGGGCGAAGAGGAAGAGGGCGGCGCGGACGGUGAAAGCGGUGAAGAGGGGGAGGAUAAGGAAAACGACAAAAAGGAAGAGUAGAACACCAGCAAAGAAGUUUUCGAGGGGGAAGAGUAUUGUGUUUGCGCGGACAAGCUUCUGCAAACCCGGGGGUCUAAACUACAUUUAUUGAUUUUUGUUUGUUAAUUUAAUCGGAAUAACCCACAUAAACAACACUUACAGUCCAACACUAUCUUUGUUCUUUCCAAGAUUUGUGGUUUUUGUAAUUCCGCAGAGAGACGAUCCUAGGUGUAUUCUCCAUUUUUUUUACUAUUCAAGUAUCGAAACACAGCAAAUAGACUAGGCGGAAACGUAUGAAAAUGAAAAUAUACACAAUUCAAAUCAUAAAAA
Culex quinquefasciatus (southern house mosquito) is the source of this 1483-nucleotide messenger RNA. It is a transcript of the gene eIF2alpha, whose product is annotated as eukaryotic translation initiation factor 2 subunit 1. Gene Ontology annotation, cellular component: eukaryotic 48S preinitiation complex; eukaryotic translation initiation factor 2B complex; multi-eIF complex. The transcript has 4 exons. Gene Ontology annotation, molecular function: ribosome binding; translation initiation factor activity; RNA binding. Lineage: Eukaryota; Metazoa; Arthropoda; Insecta; Diptera; Culicidae. Bases 149 to 1174 code for a protein of 341 amino acids. The record is from RefSeq and is a predicted model, not a curated record.